Molecule: messenger RNA, 962 nt
Organism: Cicer arietinum (chickpea)
Lineage: Eukaryota; Viridiplantae; Streptophyta; Magnoliopsida; Fabales; Fabaceae
Product: large ribosomal subunit protein uL16-like
Biological process (GO): translation
Cellular component (GO): ribosome
Molecular function (GO): structural constituent of ribosome
Source: RefSeq, a predicted model, not a curated record
AACGCGUAACUAUAAAAAUAACACCAACCUCUCACCCUUUCCCUCCAUUUUCAAUCUUUCUUUCAGCAACAAAAACAAUCAACCAUGGGAAGAAGACCGGCGAGAUGCUACCGUCAGAUAAAGAACAAACCAUAUCCAAAGUCACGCUUCUGCCGCGGAGUACCAGAUCCAAAAAUCCGAAUCUACGACGUAGGAAUGAAGAAAAAAAGCGUAGACGAAUUCCCUUUCUGCGUUCACUUAGUAUCAUGGGAGAAAGAGAACGUUUCAAGCGAAGCAUUAGAAGCAGCGAGAAUCGCGUGCAACAAGUACAUGUCCAAAUUCGCUGGGAAAGACGCGUUUCACUUGCGCGUGAGGGUUCACCCUUUCCACGUGCUCAGAAUUAACAAGAUGCUAUCGUGCGCUGGGGCGGAUAGGUUACAGACUGGGAUGAGAGGCGCGUUUGGGAAACCGCAGGGGACGUGUGCUAGGGUUAGUAUUGGUCAGGUGCUUAUGUCGGUUAGGUGUAAGAGUGGGAAUGGCGUUCAUGCUCACGAGGCUCUUCGUCGUGCUAAGUUUAAGUUCCCUGGUCGUCAGAAAAUCAUUGUCAGUAGAAAGUGGGGAUUUACUAAGUUGAGUCAAGAUGAGUACUUGAAGUUGAAAUCUGAAAACAGAAUUGUGCCGGAUGGGGUAAAUGCCAAGGUUCUUGGGUGCCAUGGACCUUUGGCCAAUCGUGAGCCUGGGAGAGCUUUCUUGCCGAUGUCUGCUUAGAUUUAUGAAUUAAUGUUUCUAUUUGAAUUUUGUCUAUCCAGUUAUCUUUCCAAGAUGUCUGUCUGGGGUAUGAGAGAUACAAAUUUGAUGUAUGUAACGUCUAAUUGUAUACUGUCAUGGUUGAAACAAUAUAUUAUAAAAUAAACUGUUUCAUGUUGUGUGUAAAUUGUUUUUAAUAUAGUAAGGUGAAUUUUAUCCUAUGGUACAUGUGAAAA